Molecule: messenger RNA, 1650 nt
Organism: Panthera uncia (snow leopard)
Lineage: Eukaryota; Metazoa; Chordata; Mammalia; Carnivora; Felidae
Gene: FMO3
Product: flavin containing dimethylaniline monoxygenase 3
Exons: 9
Coding region: 49-1650 (533 amino acids)
Molecular function (GO): NADP binding; flavin adenine dinucleotide binding; N,N-dimethylaniline monooxygenase activity
Source: RefSeq, a predicted model, not a curated record
ACAGGACUGAAACAUAGAGGAGAAGGGAAGAUAAAGAAAAAGGCAACCAUGGGAAGGAGAGUGGCCAUCAUCGGAGCUGGUGUCAGUGGCUUGGCCACCAUCAGAAGCUGUCUGGAAGAAGGACUGGAGCCCACCUGCUUUGAGAAGAGUGAAGAUAUUGGGGGCUUGUGGAAAUUCUCGGACCAUGCAGAGGAAGGCAGGGCCAGUAUUUACCAGUCUGUCUUUUCCAACUCUUCCAAAGAGAUGAUGUGUUUCUCAGACUUCCCAUAUCCCGAUCACUUCCCUAACUUUAUGCACAACAACAAGAUCCAGGAAUAUAUCACUGUAUUUGCCAAGGAAAAGGACCUCCUGAAAUACAUACAAUUUAAGACACUCGUAUCUAGUGUAAAUAAACGUCCUGAUUUCUCAGUCACUGGCCAAUGGGAUGUUACCACUGAAAGGGAUGGUAAAAAAGAAUCCACUAUCUUUGAUGCUGUAUUAAUUUGUUCUGGACACCACGUGUACCCCAACCUACCAAAAGAGUCCUUUCCAGGACUAAAACUUUUUAAAGGCAAAUGCUUCCACAGCCGGGAAUAUAAGGAACCAGGAAUAUUCAAGGGGAAGCGAGUCCUGGUGAUUGGCCUGGGAAACUCGGGCUGUGAUAUUGCCACAGAACUCAGCCGCACAGCUAAACAGGUCAUCAUCAGUUCCAGAAGUGGCUCCUGGGUGAUAAGCCGGGUCUGGGAUGAUGGUUAUCCAUGGGACAUGGUGUUUGUCAAUCGAUUUGAAACCUUCCUCAAGAACAACUUGCCAAAAGCCAUCUCUGACUGGUGGUACAAGAAGAAAAUGAAUGCAAAAUUCAAGCACGAGAACUAUGGUUUGAUGCCUUUAAAUGGAACCCUGAGGAAAGAACCUGUGUUUAACGAUGAGCUCCCAGCCUGCAUUCUGUGUGGCACAGUGUCCAUUAAGCCUAAUGUCAAAGAAUUCACAGAGACUUCGGCCAUUUUUGAGGAUGGGACAGUGUUUGAAGCCAUCGACUGUGUCAUUUUUGCAACAGGCUAUGGUUAUGCCUACCCCUUCUUUGAUGAGUCUAUCAUUAAGAGCAGAAACAAUGAGAUCACCUUGUUUAAAGACAUUUUCCCUCCUUCACUGGAGAAGCCAACCCUGGGAAUAAUUGGUUUGGUCCAGUCCCUUGGGGCUGCCAUUCCCACAGUUGACCUGCAAGCUCGCUGGGCAGCAAAAGUAGUAAAAGGAACUUGUACUUUGCCUUCUAUAACAGACAUGAUGAAUGAUAUUGAUAAAAAAAUGAGGGAAAGGCUCAAAUGGUUUGGCACCAGCAACACCAUGCAGACAGAUUAUAUUAAUUACAUGGAUGAGCUUGCCUCCUUCAUUGGGGCAAAGCCCAACAUCCCGUGGCUGUUUCUCACAGAUCCCAAAUUGGCUGUGGAGGUUUUCUUUGGCCCUUGCAGCCCAUACCAGUUUAGGCUGGUGGGCCCAGGGAAGUGGCCAGGAGCCAGGAAGGCCAUCCUGACCCAGUGGGACCGGACCCUGAAACCCAUGAAGACGAGAGCGGUUGGAACUCCCCUGAAGCCUUGCUUGCUUUGCCGUUGGGUCAGGCUUCUUGCUCUUCCCAUUCUGGUUGUUGCUAUUUUCCUGGCUUGGAUCCAAUGA